Molecule: messenger RNA, 261 nt
Organism: Morchella sextelata
Lineage: Eukaryota; Fungi; Ascomycota; Pezizomycetes; Pezizales; Morchellaceae
Exons: 3
Coding region: 1-261 (86 amino acids)
Source: RefSeq, a predicted model, not a curated record
AUGGUUUCCUUCAGCACCCUCAUCCUUCUCCCUACCCUCUUCCUCGGCUCUGCCCUCGCAGGAAUGAACUGUAAGUGCCAAGACGACCGCGGCCAGUUCAACGAGGCCACCAGGACCUGCUGCGGCCGGCAAAGUAACCCCCUUACUUACUUCCCUGGACCAAACAACCAGUGCGCCAACCCUGCAAACGGGAUUGAUAGCGGUGCUUUUGAGAGUUGCUGUAAAUCGUUGGGUGUCGGUGCUGCCUACUGCUGGGUUUAG